Molecule: messenger RNA, 2815 nt
Organism: Oryzias latipes (Japanese medaka)
Lineage: Eukaryota; Metazoa; Chordata; Actinopteri; Beloniformes; Adrianichthyidae
Source: RefSeq, a predicted model, not a curated record
GCGAACCUGACAGACAAAUCCUGGGUUAAUACACAAACAAAGCUAUUGCACUGUUCGUCCUGAUGCUAGCUUCUUGUCCCCAAUAACCCGCAACAGACGAAAGGAACGACUGUGAACGAUUUUUACUGGUAAUGCGUUGAGGCACAGAUGGCAUCGACAGAGCGUGCCACCGAGGGUGAUCCUCUCAGGACAGAAGAUGGAGCAGAAACGGCACCACCGGCAUCGGAGCAGAGGGAUUCUAUCAAAUACGUUGAUGUCCCCAAACGGACCCACUGGAGAACAGCAAUCUUUUUCCUGUCACUGUUCCUUUGCCUCACCAUCGUGUUUGCCUUCUCCUUCAUCCUCCCCUGUCCCGUAAGAGCCCAAUACCUCAAAACCUGGAACAGGACUUUCUCUGACGCAGCAACCUAUGACUUCCUGGCUAUUGAACAUGCAAGCAGUGAUCAUGUGGUGGAUAUUCUGUUUGUCCUCAAAAACACAGAAGGUUCAAAGAACAACUCAUGUGCAGAUGCAGGACUACGCUCGCCAUGUCUGUUUUUUAUCGGGGUGGACGGCACAAAGGGAGAGACGCUGUGGGAGACGCCGCUGGAAGCUGAGUUCUACUGGGCCCAGUGUGGUCAGCAGAAAGAAGCAGAGAAAAGCUGGCACUGCCUCCUGUCUCACUCACACAACCUUACAGCCAUCGACAAAUACACCGGUAAAGUCAUUUGGCAGCAGCCGCAGCCAACAGGUCUGCAGAGCUCCUUGCCUUUUCUCACUGUCCCAGAUCUUGAUGGGGACAAAGUCAGUGAUGUGCUUCUAGUGGCCUCUAACAGCACUCAGACUCAGCUGGUUCUCCUCUCAGGAAAGACGGGGGUCCAGAUGGGUUCCACCGUGGUUCUUAAUUUUACUGACACGGUCAGCCACGUUCUCCAUCGCACAAAAGACGGUUCUUAUUACAUACUGUUACAAAAAGACACUGGCGUGUAUGGACUGGCUCUUUGGCGGAUUGCUGGAAAGGCGGGGUUGAAAGUGGAUCUUAUAAAGGACAAACACCUGGAGAAAAAUACUAGUGACUCAGCUCCCCUCAUACCCAUCUUUGAGUUUAACGGAGUGAGCGUGCUCCGGACUAAAAAGACAAGCGAUCCAUCCGACAUGCUGGUCGUGACUUCAAACGGGGUGGUGUUAAUUGAUGGCAACAAACUCCAGCCAAGGUGGAGAUUCAACACCAGUGCAGUCGUCAGUGAGCUCUCUUUUGGUCACUUUAAUAAAGAUGAGAUUCUCGACGUUGUAGUUGAAGACAACACAGGCAACAAUACAAAAAGAGUUGUUAUCCUAGAUGGUCAGUCCGGUGACGUUCUGUGGGAGGUUGACCUUUUGGCUGUGUCUAACUCUCCAAGGCCUGGGUCUGUGUACACAACCAAGUCCAUCUCAGUCUUCAUGUUUUGGGGUCUGAUGCCCUCAAACAGUUCUGAAUCUUUAGUGGGUAACCGCUGCUCUUACAUGCUGCUUCCUCACUAUCCUAAAGUCCUUCUGGAGUACUCUAAUGUCAUGGAGCACAUUAUAGCAUUCAAAGCCACACUCAUGGAACUUGGACGCCAUGCUGCCUACAUCCUGCUAACGGGGCCUCAGACGGAGGGAGCCAGUGGGACUGUAGUCCUCACUAAGCGCAAGCUGAAGCAGGACGUCACCUUAUCUAACGUACUGCGAAUCGGCUCUGUCGAAGAUUCAGAAACCAACGAGGCCAUCAAAGAGGCCUUCAAUAGACUCCGCUUCAGUAGUCAAUGAGCGAAUGUGCUGAAACAAAACCUUAAGCCUGGACCUAAGACUUUCCAACUGCUGACCACUAAAGAGAAUCCCUCCUGUUUAGAGGAUAUUUCUGACUAUGCUCUUUCAUCACCAGGAAUACUUGAUUUUAGAUUCAGCUGCUAUAGAUGCUGUCAGAAGCACAAGUAGCCGCUGUUCACUGAUGAUUACUCUGUGCAGAUUGCUGUUCUCCUGCUGAAAAAUCUCUGAAAUGUGCCUUGCUGGUUUCUUUCUUGCACUUUACUUCAUAGAUGCUGGGCACUGACCUUCAAAAGUUGGGCUGUGAUUUGGACUAAUGCUAGCAUGUGCUGCUUUAAGGGCAGCCAGCUCUUGGUUUUCUAAAUAGCAGACAGUUCUUACACACGUAAGGAAGUGUUGAAAUUGUUGGGACAACAAAAGGCAUUUAAAGGUUUGGAUGCUAGCAUGGGUCCUAACCUUCACUGGUGCUGUAAGUUCAAGUGCUAAAGUGAAUGUGAUGGAUUUAGAAAGUCAGCCUUCUUAAAAGAGAUUUCAUACAGAAGGCUGUAUAAAGCCAUAUUGCAGGGCAAUACUUACGGAGUAAUGGCUGUUUUUUUCCCCUAAAGGUCCCAUGUGCAAAAACUUGCCGGGUUAAAACCAUUUAAGUUAGAGAAACUGAAUUAUGACUUUUUAGUCUUCAUUCAAGGCUCUUCAAAACCUUGUUUCUUGUUUAAACUUAAAACUUUCCACCCAAAAAAAUAUUUUUACCUUCUUUUUCAAUUCUAAACUACUUAAUUUCAGCAUUUGUUUUUUUAAAGUAAUUCUCAUUCCCUGAAAAUCUCAUUUCAGUUUUGACAGAGAAAAAGCAGUUUGCAUCACAAUAGUUUAUAUUAUCUGUUAUAUUAAGCUGUUUUUUUGGAGGGGGGGGGGUCAUUUUUCAUACUUGAGUAUGAAAAAAUGAGUAAAAAUGUUUAUUUUUGUUUCUUCAAAUCUAUUGAUCCUGUGAAAUCUGCCUUAAGUAAAACUGACAUUUCACCUGAUUUUCCAAAUAAAAAAUUUAUUUUAAGUUUAA